This is a messenger RNA of Sesamum indicum (sesame), 1290 nucleotides long. NCBI's taxonomy places the organism in Eukaryota, Viridiplantae, Streptophyta, Magnoliopsida, Lamiales, Pedaliaceae. The record is from RefSeq and is a predicted model, not a curated record.
AUGGGAAUUUCUUUGUAUUCUCAGUCUUUCUUCUGCUUCAUCUUCAUACUUUCAAUAUUUUGCAUAACUAAUUGUUUUAUUCAAAAUGCUUACAGCCAAUGCCUGGAGGAUCAGAGAAGUUUGUUGUUUGAAUUGAAGAGCGAUCUUAUAUUCAACAGCACUCAAUCACUAAAACUGGUGCUCUGGAAUCAGACUCAAGAUUGUUGCAACUGGGACGGUGUGGAAUGUGAUGGUGUGGGGCAUGUGAUCAAUUUGCAGCUCGAUGGGGAGGGAAUUUCGGGUGGGAUUCAUAACAUGUCAAGUCUUUCCGGCCUUCGGUACCUGGAGAAGCUAAACUUGGCUGGGAAUGACUUUGGAAGUCAGAUUCCAAGUGGGAUUCUCAACCUCAAACAUUUGAUGCAUUUGAAUUUAUCAGAUGCUGGUUUUCGUGGACAGGUUCCAAUUGAAGUUUCACUAAUGAGGAGAUUGGUCACUCUUGAUCUCUCAUAUAAACUCGGUUAUAACAGUCUAGAAAUUGAAGAUCUGAAUUUGAAGAUGCUUCUUCAGAAUCUAACCGGGCUAAGAGAGCUUUAUCUCGAUGGCAUUCAGAUGUCGUCAGCAGUUCUUAAUUUCUUUGCUAACUUCUCACAUCUAACUACCUUGUCUCUCAGUGGAUGUGAUUUAAGAGGCUCAUUCCCUAAUAUGAUCAUCCAAAUACCUACCCUAGAGAAUCUUGAUUUAUCCUACAAUGUGUUCCUCACUGGCUCCAUACCACAAUUUCAUCGAAAUGCAUCUCUUAGGACUAUGUUGCUUCGAUAUACUAACUUCUCAGGCCCAUUACCAAAUUCUAUUGGUAAUCUUAGCAUGUUAUCUGAGAUAGAUACGAACUUCUGCAGCUUCAUUGGACCUAUUCCAUCCAUGAUUUCUACCCUAACUAAGCUAAUUCAUGUGGACUUAUCCUGGAACUUUUUCACCGGUUCAAUCCCACCAUUUUAUAUGUCCAAGAACCUUCAAUCUGUAGACCUUAGUAUUAAUUCACUUAGUGGGAGCAUCCCCAAGUGUCUCUUUAGUCUUCCUUCACUACAAAUACUUUUCCUUUCCUACAACCAGUUAAGUGGUCGAGUUUAUGAAUUUUCAACUUUACAUUUUCCUAACAUACUUGUGCUAGAUUUAAGCAAUAAUAAACUGGAAGGGCAAAUUCCCAAUUCAUUCUUCACACUAGAAAGGCUUGAAAUUCUUGACCUUUCUGGCAACUUCUUCAAUGGCACAGUUCAACUAGGAAAGUUGCAAAGGCUACACAGUCUUAUAUGA